ACACGGCUGUGAUCACACCCCAGGACCCCACGCUCCUCAUUGGCUCCAACCUGCAAGCCACAUGCUCGGUGCUGGGGGACCUGCCCGGGGCCACUGCCGAGGGUCUCUACUGGACCCUCAACGGGCGCCGCCUCCCCGCCGAGCUCUCGCGAAUGCUGAACGCCUCCACCCUGGCCCUGGUCUUGGCCAACCUCAAUGGGUCCAGGCAACAGUCUGGGGACAAUCUCGUGUGCCACGCCCGCGACGGCAGCAUCCUGGCUGGCUCCUGCCUCUACGUUGGCUUGCCUCCCGAGAAGCCCUUCAACAUCAGCUGCUGGUCCAAGAACAUGAAGGACCUCACGUGCCGCUGGACACCGGGGGCCCGCGGUGAGCCCUUCCUGCACACCAACUACUCCCUCAAGUACAAGCUCAGGUGGUAUGGGCAGGACAACACCUGUGAGGAGUACCACACCGUGGGCCCACACUCCUGCCGCAUCCCCAAGGACCUGGCGCUCUUCACGCCCUAUGAAAUCUGGGUAGAGGCCACCAACCGCCUGGGCUCGGCCCGCUCUGACGUGCUCACACUAGACAUCCUGGACGUGGUGACCACGGACCCUCCGCCCGAGGUCCAUGUGAGCCGCGUCGGGGGUCUGGAGGACCAGCUGAGCGUGCGCUGGGUGUCACCGCCGGCUCUCAAGGAUUUCCUCUUCCAAGCCAAGUACCAGAUCCGCUACCGCGUGGAGGACAGUGUGGACUGGAAGGUGGUGGAUGACGUCAGCAACCAGACCUCGUGCCGCCUGGCUGGUUUGAAGCCGGGCACCGUCUACUUCGUCCAAGUGCGUUGCAACCCCUUUGGCAUCUACGGCUCCAAAAAGGCCGGGAUUUGGAGUGAGUGGAGCCAUCCUACUGCCGCUUCCACCCCCCGCAGUGAGCGCCCGGGCCCGGGCGGUGGGGCGUGCGAGCCGCGGGGCGGAGAGUCGAGCUCGGGCCCGGUGCGGCGCGAGCUCAAGCAGUUCCUGGGCUGGCUCAAGAAGCACGCAUACUGCUCGAACCUCAGCUUCCGCCUCUACGACCAGUGGCGGGCCUGGAUGCAGAAGUCGCACAAGACCCGCAACCAGGACGAGGGGAUCCUGUCCUCGGGCAGACGGGGUGCGGCGAGAGGUCCUGCCUGACAAGCUGUAGUGACCAGGGCCACCCUCCCUGCCACGCGGAGACCCAGGGACCAAGCCAAACCGUUCCCUCACUUCAGGGCAUCCAAGCACCAUCGGCCGGUGGGAGACAGGCAGCGCCGACGGCUGACGGCCCCACCCCUGGGUGCGCCCCAGCGUGAGGGUUCGCUGAGCUGCUCCGACCCCUGCCGGGACUCAGGGUCAGAGGGCCCAUUGCUCGCCCAGCCUGGGGCCCCUCCAGUCUUUUUAAAUAAAUGAGCUCUUUAGGUGCUCUGA
Molecule: messenger RNA, 1424 nt
Organism: Chinchilla lanigera (long-tailed chinchilla)
Lineage: Eukaryota; Metazoa; Chordata; Mammalia; Rodentia; Chinchillidae
Gene: Crlf1
Product: cytokine receptor-like factor 1
Biological process (GO): cytokine-mediated signaling pathway
Cellular component (GO): external side of plasma membrane
Molecular function (GO): cytokine receptor activity; protein binding
Source: RefSeq, a predicted model, not a curated record